UGUAUAAGGUUAUGUCCAAUGUUGAAAUGAAUAUAAAAACAUUUUAGGCAAAUACGUUGGUAAUGAAUAAGUGCGGUGCAUUUUAAAAACAAAUACUUCAUCGAUUUUCUGUGAAAUUGACAAACAUUUUUCGAGAUGAUUCGAAUUUUACAGUCGUCACAAAAAUUGACCAUUUUUUCAACAAAUCGACGAUUGUUGCAUAUUGUUAAAUCAAUCGAAUUGGACGAACCUGCUUACCAUAAGACUCCGAUUGAUCCACAAAUUGUAUCGUUAGUUAAGAAAUAUGAAUCGGACAUUAUCUAUAGUUCGGCUGUUGAAUCAUAUAAGAAACCGCUAUCAUAUAAACAAAGAGCCGAAUUAAAAUUUAAACUCAACUCCAAUGAUUAUAAGGAACGAUUAGAAAAAGCAAGAGCACCAACAGUAUCAUUGAUUGCGCAAAAAUUUGCCCAAAUUUCUAAAUUAAAAGAAAAUGAGGAAACACAACCAGUAGCUGAAGAUGAACCAUUGAAAGUUGUAAACGAAUCGGAACCACCGGAAAAAAGGGAAGAAAAAGCGGUAUUGGCAAAAGCAAAAUUGGAAAUAUUAACGGAAUUGAAUAUGAGACAAUCGGCUCUUGAUUAUGAACUGCAAUCGGUGCCCGGCAAUUGGAUGGAGGACUAUGAAACGUAUGAUGAAAAAGAGUUGAUGCCAGAAACACAGUAUGGAACACCAGAUCCAAAUGCGAGAAUUUCAAAUGUACCAUGUCAUGGAUGUGGUGCAAAUUUACAUUGUGCCGAUCCCAGCAUUCCCGGCUAUUUGCCCAGCGAAUUGAUAAAAGGUCACGACAAGAACACACUCCAACGAUUGACUUGCCAACGAUGUCACUUUUUGAAAAACUACAAUACCGCACUCAAAGUACAGGUCAAUGCCGAUGACUACAUAAAUAUGUUAUCAAAAAUCAAAGACGAAUGGGCGCUUGCAAUUUUAAUGGUGGAUUUAACCGAUUUUCCAUGCUCAAUAUGGCCGAAUAUAGUUGAUAUCAUUGGCGAAAAACGGCCGGUCAUUGUGGUUGGUAAUAAAAUCGAUCUUUUGCCACAAGAUUCCAUCGAAUAUUUGAAACACAUCAAAGAAUGCUUGGAAGAUUCGCUAAUCCAGUCGGGAUUGACAAAGACGAAUAUCAAACAUACAUGUUUAAUAUCAUCAAAAACGAAUUAUGGAAUUGAAGAUUUAAUCACCACUCUUUAUGCAAUUUGGCCAAAUAAAGGCGAUGUAUAUUUGAUGGGCAACACAAAUGUUGGUAAAAGUACGCUAUUCAAUGCUUUAUUAGGAUCAGAUUAUUGCAAAAUUCGAGCCAGAAGUCUAAUACGGCGUGCAACAUCCAGUUUAUGGCCGGGAACAACGCUUCGCAUGUUAAAAUUUCCCAUUGCAAGACCAUCAAAUGCGCUGCUGAUUGAACGACAAAAACGAUUGCAGAAUGAAGAACGACAAAGACAAGCAUUGGAAAGUCUACGUCUAAGUCAAGUGUUUAGCGGUAGACAACCAGAGAAAACGCUUAUGGAACAUAUUGGUCUAACUUAUGAACUUGAACCGGAAUCAAAAUUUGAAAGUGCCGUAGAGUUAACGGAUGCACCACCAUUAGAAAAAUACUUCAAUGAGAAUCAUAAAGCGUUUAAAUUUGGAAAAUGGCUGUACGAUACACCGGGUGUUAUACAAAAUGAGCAAAUCAUCAAUUUGUUGACCAGCGAAGAAUUGCUCUAUACAAUUCCAAAAGAAACUCUAUGGCCAAGAGUUUUCAUUUUAUAUCCCGGUCAAACGCUAUUUCUAUCUGGACUUGGACGUAUUGAUUAUACCGGCGGCGCCAGUGAAGUGCGAUUGGCUGUGUAUGCAUCUGAAAAAUUGUCCAUAUUAAUAACGUCCACAAAUAUGGCUGACGAAAUCUAUGAACAAUGUCUUGGCACCGAUAUACUGAAUGUUCCACGCGGCACUGACAAACGAUUGCAAGAAUUUCCAGCGCUCAAACGGCAUUCAGAUAAAAUUUCAAUCGGAAAUUAUGCAGAGUUCCGAACAAUAUCCGCUUGCGAUAUCAUACUGUCAUCUGCCGGUUGGGUGUCUGUUAACAUACCACCAAGUCAAAUGGCAAACUUUCAUGCAUGGACACCAGAAGGACGUGGAAUAUUUGUAAGAAAACCAGCUCUACUCCCGUAUGCCGCCGAAUUAUAUCGAGGCAAACGAAUGAGAUUUACACCAGCUUACACUCAAAAAGAACCCAAACAAGUUAUGUAUUAAGAAGUUUUUUUGAUAGUCGUAGACAUUAAGAAAAUAAUCACUGUAGUUUGGAAUUACAAUUAUGUUGUUAAACUGUGACCGAAUAAAUGUCGAAUUGUGACCGAAUAAAACAUUUAUUUUUUAAAAAAUU
Messenger RNA from Contarinia nasturtii (swede midge), 2395 nucleotides. Its product is annotated as nitric oxide-associated protein 1. Bases 136 to 2265 code for a protein of 709 amino acids. The record is from RefSeq and is a predicted model, not a curated record. The transcript has 5 exons. Gene Ontology annotation, molecular function: GTP binding. NCBI's taxonomy places the organism in Eukaryota, Metazoa, Arthropoda, Insecta, Diptera, Cecidomyiidae.